AUGCCGAGAUCAGAGAAGCUGAACCCAUAUGCUCAGGUAUUUCUGACGAGUAAGAAAGGGGAUGGAGACAAAAAAGAGCUUAGAGUCCCCAUUUCCAAAUCAGCUGCCAGCGUGGGUAAGAUCACGGGUGAAGCCGAGAGCUUAAACGAUACCAGCAGCGUUUGGUUUGAUGACAGCAGUCGGGUGCCUGCUAUCAGCCCGGGCUGGGGCUCCCGGGUCGUGCGCCCGCUCUGCCGAACCGGGCGGCACCGCACCUGCACCAGGCACCGCAGGCGUCGCCGCCCGCCGGGCACGGAGCCGCACGCGUGCCCGGCACACUUGCAAAUGACGACGGCCCGGCUUCAGAGGGCUCCGGGUGGGAGUGAUAUUCCAAACAGAUUUGAAAUGAAAAUUCAUCGCACAACAAUCCUUGAAGAUUCUUACAGAAGAAUUAUAGCUGUGAAGAGAGCAGAUUUCCUUAAAGCAAGACUUUGGAUUGAAUUUGAUGGUGAAAAAGGUUUAGACUAUGGAGGAGUGGCCAGGGAAUGGUUCUUCCUUCUCUCUAAGGAGAUGUUUAAUCCUUACUAUGGAUUGUUCGAAUAUUCAGCUACAGAUAAUUAUACUCUGCAGAUCAACCCAAACUCUGGACUGUGCAAUGAAGAUCAUCUCUCUUAUUUCAAGUUUAUAGGUCGAGUAGCUGGAAUGGCUGUUUACCAUGGCAAACUUUUGGAUGCAUUUUUCAUUCGUCCUUUCUACAAGAUGAUGCUCCAAAAGCCAAUAACACUUCAUGAUAUGGAGUCUGUGGAUAGUGAAUAUUAUAAUUCUCUGAGAUGGAUUCUUGAAAAUGAUCCAGCGGAACUGGACCUCAGAUUUAUAGUUGAUGAAGAACUUUUUGGACAGACUCAUCAACACGAACUAAAAAGUGGUGGAUCAGAAAUAGUUGUCACCAACAAGAACAAGAGAGACUACAUUCAGUAAGUAGUGGUCACUGUGAGAUUUGUGAGCAGAGUACAGAAACAAAUGGCAGCCUUUAAAGAGGGUUUUUUCGAACUAAUACCUCAGGAUCUGAUUAAAAUUUUUGAUGAAAAUGAGCUGGAGUUACUGAUGUGUGGUCUGGGAGAUGUGGAUGUAGCUGAUUGGAAACUACAUACAAAAUACAAAAAUGGCUACAGUGUAAAUCAUCAAGUUAUACAGUGGUUUUGGAAGGUAUUGAUUGCAGUUGCGCUGGAAUAG
Messenger RNA from Meleagris gallopavo (turkey), 1212 nucleotides. NCBI's taxonomy places the organism in Eukaryota, Metazoa, Chordata, Aves, Galliformes, Phasianidae. The record is from RefSeq and is a predicted model, not a curated record.